AAGUCAUUGAGCGCGCAUCUUCUUUUUCUGGAAACUUUGUAAUCCAAAUAGAAAACCAGACGUCAUGACAUCCUCCAAAAGUCCCUACACAAUUUCCGCCAAGACUCAAGAAGUCGUAGAUGACUACAGAAAAUACGUGGCAGGGGGAUUUGCUCCAUAUCCAGUAGCACUGACCCGAGUCCUGGGCUCUCAAGCAUGGGACAUCGACGAAAAACAAUACAUCGACUUCCUCUCGAUGUACUCCGUUGUUAACAUGGGACACAAUCACCCUAAAAUCCUCGCUGCGGCAAUAAAAGCCAUGUCGGAAGGUGCUGUGAUAAAUCUGCCCUUCCAUAGUCCUUACUACGGUCAAUUAGCAGAGAAGUUACAUCAGAUGUUUGGAUACGAUAAAUUCGUCGCAAUGACAAGCGGUGCCGAAGCAGCUGAUGCUGCGGUGAAGAUCGCUAGGAAGUGGGGGUAUUUGACGAAGAAGAUUCCCGAGGGGAAGUGUCAUAUUUUGACGGCGGCGGCUUGUUAUCAUGGGGUCACGAUCUCGACUGUUUCGUUGGCGAGUAAAAAGAGUCAUUUGUUUGGCCCAUUUGUGCCAAGUGUUGGGUCCACGUCUCCGUCUGGGAAGGUGGUAGCGUUUGGGAUGAUUAAUGAUUUGAGGGAGGCUCUUGAACUUGAUGGCGAGAGGAUUGCUGCGUUUAUGAUUGAGCCGAUUCAGGGCUCUGCGGGGAUCAUCGUUCCACCAAAGGGAUACUUAAAAGAGGUAGCAGAGCUGUGUAAGAAGCAUAAUGUACUAUUCGUUUGCGAUGAAGUACAGACAGGACUUGGUCGUACAGGAGCAGAUCUUUGUCACUUGAGAGAAGGCGUUCGUCCUGAUUUAGUGGUUCUUGGAAAAGCAUUGGCGGGAGGAAUGUAUGCACUCUCCGGAGUCCUUGGAGACGACAAUACCAUGAGUCUGAUCGAUCCUUUCGAAAUCGGCUCAACAAUGGCUGCCAACCCUGUAGGAUGUUCAGCCGCAAUCGCAGCACUCGACGUACUCGUCGAUGAGCAACUGUCCUCACGAGCAAACGAAAUGGGUGCUCUCCUCGUCUCCACGCUCUCGGCGGCCGACCUUCCCCACGUGAAAGAAAUCACAGGCCACGGCCUCUUCUAUGCUCUAGUCCUCGAUGACAAGCCUCCAAAGGUUACCCCAAGACGGAUCGUGUCGUUAUUAGCGCAAAGAGGGGUACUAGCGAGUGCUGCCGGGCUGAAGAGGAUUCGGAUCUGUCCUCCGUUGACGAUCAGUAAGGAGGAGUUACUGAAGGGCGUUGAGAUUUUGAUUGGUGUUUUUAAGGACAUUGAGGAUAUGGGGGAGCUGCCUGCUGAGGUUUUAGUUGAUGUCAGACAUUAACGUAUUAUGAUGCCAGGAAAAGUGAUAGGCUGAGAGAGCAAUGUUGAAUCACGUGAAGUACUGAUGGGUUGUGCGCUCGCUUCCACGAUUGAUACAUGCUCAAGAAGUUAAAAAUACAAAAGAG
Messenger RNA from Mollisia scopiformis, 1502 nucleotides. Its product is annotated as ornithine aminotransferase. The transcript has 7 exons. Gene Ontology annotation, molecular function: pyridoxal phosphate binding; identical protein binding; L-ornithine transaminase activity. Gene Ontology annotation, cellular component: cytoplasm. The record is from RefSeq and is a predicted model, not a curated record. NCBI's taxonomy places the organism in Eukaryota, Fungi, Ascomycota, Leotiomycetes, Helotiales, Mollisiaceae. The coding region runs from base 65 to 1378 and encodes 437 amino acids.